CAAAACAAACAGACAGUCGAACAGUAUGAUAACCUUUUAUCGUUUCAUUUUCGGAAACGGUGUCGUUACUUGUUUCGAAUUGUCCGAUAUAUCUUCAGGAUAUUUUUAGAUUACGCAGAAGCUGAGUCUAAUCCAGAAUGACAUUUAUGGAAAUGAGUAGCUCAUGACUCAAGUAUGGAUCAACACUUAUUCAGCCUUCUAUCAGCUAUCGACUUCUUUGUCAUCCUGUCAGCAUUCAUAGUCGCAACAGAUUACGCAGAAGCUGAGUCUAAUCCAGAAUGACAUUUAUGGAAAUGAGUAGCUCAUGACUCAAGUAUGGAUCAACACUUAUUCAGCCUUCUAUCAGCUAUCGACUUCUUUGUCAUCCUGUCAGCAUUCAUAGUCGCAACAGAAAGCUCACGGUGGCAGUUCCAGUUUCCAGCUAAUUACUCGCGAAGGCAGAGACCUCUAUUGGACCAGUCUCAGCCAAUCACAGUCCAGUAUAAGAUCACCAUCACACAACUUAUUGCAUUGGACGAGAAACAACAAGAAAUGUGUUGCAAAGUUUGGAUUGACCAGAUGUGGAGAGAUGAAUUUAUCAUGUGGGACAGAGUAGCAAAUGAAUCAGACACAAACUCAACUUCAUCAAAUUCGUCUGAUUCAUCCAGUUCGUCGGAUUACACUAGUUCUCCUGAUUCGCCUGGUUCUGCUUUGAGGCCAGAGUGGAUGGCUUUCCGACCGGGCGAAAUAUGGACUCCAGAUAUAGCCAUUGACAACAGCAUCUCAGUGGAGCGUGAAAACUUCGACAUCAAAGUGUACUUUGACGGGAACAUCUGGUGGUCGAUGCCAGCUAUUACCAGAACUACGUGCUUCAUCAAGAGCGAACAGUUUCCCUUCGAUCAGCAGGAGUGUGAUAUCAUAGUUGGCAGUUGGUACUACCAGCCUACAGAGAUAAACUUAAUUGUACAGGACAACUCGACCAAGAUGGAGUUGAAGUAUGCGGCUGAGAAUGCACAGUGGGAGUUCCUGGACUCUUGGAUCCUCACUAGAGACGAGACUCACGACUCCUACGACAUGGUGUUCCGAACUGUGUGCUUCAGAGUCCGAUUCCAACGCAAGAGUCUCUACUAUUGCCUCAUUCUCAUUGUACCUUAUGUACUCAUUAGCUUCGUGUCGAUCGCCAACUUCAUUCUGCCGUGUGAGAGCGGCGAGAAGAUAGCUCUAGGAAUCACAGUUUUGUUGUCUCAGUUCGUGAAUCUACUCAACCUCGUGGAUCUCAUCCCAGAAUCAUCCGACAGCUUCCCCAUUCUAGGUCUCUACUACCUGGUGUCUAUGGCACUGUGUGCUCUGUCUGUGAUCCUGACUGUGAUCAUCCUCAACAUACACUUCCAGGCAGACAACUCCAAGAGACUCCCCUUCCCCCUGCGCAUGCUGUUCCUACACUACCUCAGGGGGGUAUUUCUACCAGACAACGGAAAAUCAAUCUUGUCCAAGGAUAGAGCACACAACUGGGAGACGAGCGACAGAGUCGAAGACGCAUAG
This is a messenger RNA of Symsagittifera roscoffensis, 1521 nucleotides long. RefSeq names its product neuronal acetylcholine receptor subunit alpha-9-like. The transcript has 11 exons. Lineage: Eukaryota; Metazoa; Xenacoelomorpha; Acoela; Convolutidae. Gene Ontology annotation, molecular function: excitatory extracellular ligand-gated monoatomic ion channel activity; transmitter-gated monoatomic ion channel activity involved in regulation of postsynaptic membrane potential; transmembrane signaling receptor activity. The record is from RefSeq and is a predicted model, not a curated record. Bases 316 to 1521 code for a protein of 401 amino acids. Gene Ontology annotation, biological process: regulation of membrane potential; signal transduction; chemical synaptic transmission. Gene Ontology annotation, cellular component: plasma membrane; synapse; neuron projection.